AGCUCUUCUGGCUCCGGAGUUAGCAGUGCAUAGCAGCGCUAGAUGAAGUCCUUCGCAGAUGUCGGGCUUUGAUUACUCAAAAUGGGACCGGCUGGAAAUUAGCGAUGAUGAGGAUACCUUUCAUCCUAACCUGGACAAGGGCCUGAAUAUUCGGGUGAACCGCAUCACUCGCGACCGAAAAGAGGACGAGAUCAACGAAGAAGUGAAGAGGCUGACUGACAAGGGUGAGCUGGAGAAAGCUGCAAAAAUUGAAGCGAAAAGACCUCUUCAUGUGGACAAUGUCUGCCACGUGGCGGAGGAGCGCACCAUCAUUCAGUCCAGUGAUGGCUCGAGGAAAGAUCGCCUGAAAAAGGGCGAGGAAUUCAGUGUGGAUGAGUACACAAUGUUCAAGGAAGACAAUCAAGGUGUUUUGGACCGCUUCACGAAUGCAGACUGGACAACCUCUGAGGGCUUGUUGAAGGAGUAUGGGCACAUUCUGAUGGAAGAGUAUGCCAACAGCUACUACAUGUUGGAAGCUCUGAAUGCAGAGAUGAGAGGUGACAGGCCGCUGAUGCAGAAACUCGUGCGUCAAGGGCAGAUCCUCUCGCAGAUCCAUCAGCUCGCAGAGCCCAUGAAGCGACCGCCGCGGGAUUUGGUGCCACGAUUCUUUGAACGGUUCGAACACGAGACCUCACGAGCAGCCUUUGAAGAAGGAGUAAAACACUUUGAGAACAAUCUCGUUCAACGCGCCGUCGUCAAGAAGAAGGAGGAGGAGGAAGCAGCCGCAGCUGCGGCGCAGGAAAGAGCCAAGCCCCUCGCCACACCACCAGCUUCCGGAUAUGAAGCGAAGCCACUGGUGGAGGCCAUGUAUGAAAUGACCAAGGAGGAGAGAAUUGCAAUGGCCCCACAGGGCUUGGAUCCCGUGGAAGUCUUCGAAAGUCUACCUGAGAAGAUGCAGACGUGUUUUAAAACAGGUGACGUCGAACUAUUGAAGGAAGUGGCAGAAGAAAUGCCCGAGGAGGAGUUUGACACGCACUUCCAGCGCACCAUUGAUUCGGGCCUGUGGCGGCCAGGGUGAGGUCAGGUGGCAGGGGGGGAGGUGGCGGCCGAUGGCCUUGAUUUCCAUUACUUGGAGCUGUGCUGAAACUGCACGGGCCAAGAGACAGACCAGAAAAACCGCGGCGCAAAGAGGAUCAAA
Molecule: messenger RNA, 1177 nt
Organism: Cladocopium goreaui
Lineage: Eukaryota; Dinophyceae; Suessiales; Symbiodiniaceae
Source: the annotation of a GenBank genome assembly